Molecule: messenger RNA, 1749 nt
Organism: Nipponia nippon (crested ibis)
Lineage: Eukaryota; Metazoa; Chordata; Aves; Pelecaniformes; Threskiornithidae
Source: RefSeq, a predicted model, not a curated record
AUGUUCUCCGUGCAGGAGGCUCUGCCCCGGGGGGGGCUGCCCAUGAAGGAAGAGCCGCUGACCGCCGGGCUGCCCUCCGUCCGCUGGCUGCAGGGCACCGGCAUCCUGGAUGCCAGCACGGCGGCGCAGAGCGGGGUGGGCCUGGCCCGAGCCCACUUUGAGAAGCAGCCCCCCUCCAACCUGCGGAAAUCCAACUUCUUCCACUUCGUCCUGGCCAUGUACGACCGGCAGGGCCAGCCCGUGGAGAUCGAGCGCACCUCCUUCAUCGACUUCGUGGAGAAGGAGCGGGAGCAGAACGGCGAGAAAACCAACAACGGGAUCCACGAGCAGGACCUCUACGUCCGCCUCAUCGACUCCAUGUCCAAGCAGGCCAUCAUCUACGAGGGGCAGGACAAGAACCCCGAGAUGUGCCGGGUCCUCCUCACCCACGAGAUCAUGUGCAGCCGCUGCUGCGACAAGAAGAGCUGCGGGAACCGCAACGAGACCCCCUCCGACCCCGUCAUCAUCGACAGGUUUUUCCUCAAGUUUUUCCUCAAAUGCAACCAAAACUGCCUGAAGAACGCGGGGAACCCCCGGGAUAUGCGGCGCUUCCAGGUGGUGGUGUCGACGACGGUGAACGUGGACGGCCACGUCCUGGCCGUGUCUGACAACAUGUUCGUCCACAACAACUCCAAGCACGGGCGGCGGGCACGGCGCCUCGACCCCUCUGAAGGUGAGCGCCUCCGCCGCGCCCGCGCACACAGAGCCCGCGCCCACGCACACGCGUGUGCCGCGUCCCGGCCCGUGUGCCCGGUCGCGCAGAGGGGCAGACGCACGUCCACGCCGCUCAUCACACCUCACGCCAUCCGGGUGCAGACCCCCCCGCGGCACAUCCCCGGCGUGGUGGAGGUGACGCUCUCCUACAAGUCCAAGCAGUUCUGCAAGGGUGCCCCGGGACGCUUCGUCUACACCGCGCUGAACGAGCCCACCAUCGACUACGGGUUCCAGCGGCUGCAGAAGGUCAUCCCCCGGCACCCCGGGGACCCCGAGCGCCUCCCCAAGGUAGGGACCCCCUGCCUGGGGCUCGGCGCGGAUGCUGCGCCAUGCUCUCUGCCGUGCCCAGGGAGCCGCCGGGACAUCAUCCUGAAGCGAGCGGCAGACAUCGCUGAGGCACUCUACAGCGUCCCCCGCAACCCCGGCCAGCUCUCCUCGCUGGCCGGCACCCACGGCCCCGCCAGCAUGAUGGGGGUGAACUCCUUCAGCAGCCAGCUGGCCGUCAACAUCGGCGACUCGCCGCAGGGCACCGAACAAGGCUACUCCCGAAACACGGGCAGCGUCUCGCCACGGGGCUACGUGCCCAGCUCCACGCCACAGCAGAGCAGCUACAGCGGCGCCACCGGCAUCAACGGCUAUGGCGGCGGCACCAUGGCCGGCCUGGGGGUGCCCGGUUCCCCCAGCUUCCUCAACGGCUCCACCGCCAACUCCCCCUACGCCAUCAUGCCCGCCAGCCCCCCGCUCGGCGCCUCCUCCAUCACCCUGCCGUCGGGCACCAACGCCUCCACCCCCACCGGGGUCUUCUCCUUCUCCCCCGUCAAUAUGAUCUCGGCGGUGAAGCAGAAAAGCGCCUUCGCCCCCGUGGUGCGGCCGCAGACCUCCCCGCCGCCCGCCUGCGCCAGCACCAGCAGCAGCAGCCUGCAAGACCCAGCUUUCGAGGACUCGGACAAGUUCCACGCGCCUGCGCGGCCGCUCCAGGGACUGGCCUAUUCCUAA